CUAAUAGAAGAUGUAAAUAGGCUUUUCCAUGAGGCAGAAUAUGAAACUGUAGUAAAAAUUAUUUGUUUACUUCAUUGUUACCCUGAUAUGUAGUGAAUUUUAUGGAAAUAAGCUAAACACACUCUUUUAGACAUCUUAUACUUAAUGUUUCAAGCCAGAUUAUUCUUAAAAUUGUUAUCUUGUCUCUAUUGCUAGUACCAGAAAUGUGUUCUUAUGUGUUAGGGAAAAUUUGUAUUUGAAUUACCAAGUUAAUAUGGAGGCAAAUUUUCUACUUUUAUUUUUCUUUUUCCCACUGUAUAGAUAACAGAGCAAACUCUAAACAUUUUAUGUAAGAAAAAAGCAUACAUGUAGAAGAAUAAAAUUCCAGGUUUGGUAUUCUCAUGACUCAGGGCUAAUUACUUGAUUUAAAUGUGCCCUUAAAGAAGCGGCUGUCCUUUGAUGAUGUGUCUGUGGACUUCAGCUGGGAGGAGUGGCAGGACCUGGGCAUUGCUCAGAGGACCCUGUAUAGAGAUGUAAUGCUGAAGACCUACAGCAACCUGGUGUCCUUAGGGCACUGUGUUCUUAAACCUAAAUUGAUUGUCAAGUUGGAGCAAGUUGCAGAACCAUGGAUAGGAGAAUCCUCGGACAGGAAUUUCACAGAGGAUACUGUAUCUUUGGAGGGCCAUCAUCACCAAGGGCAGUUAAUACCACCCAAAGCCCUGAUCCUGAAGACUCUGUUGUCCGUAGAUCGAAUCGUUCAACCAAGAAAUCUGAUGGCAGCAGACUGGGACCUGGCCUCUACCCUUUCCUCUGGGGAGCCAACACAGAGCCCUGUGUUAAAUACAGACAGCUGCCUGGAGUUCUUCAUUAUCCUUCAAACUGUAGAACAUUCUUCCUAA
Messenger RNA from Perognathus longimembris pacificus (Pacific pocket mouse), 878 nucleotides. RefSeq names its product zinc finger protein 793-like. The transcript is spliced from 4 exons. The record is from RefSeq and is a predicted model, not a curated record. Gene Ontology annotation, biological process: regulation of DNA-templated transcription. Lineage: Eukaryota; Metazoa; Chordata; Mammalia; Rodentia; Heteromyidae. Bases 516 to 878 code for a protein of 120 amino acids.